UAUUUAUAUAUCAUUCAAUGUCCGAAUUAAACACACAAAGAACAAUGACUGACCAAUCAUUAUUUAAAACGCAGUAAGCAAAUCUGCUAGUGAUAACUUUGGUGUUUACAAGUGAGAUUGUUACAAUACUCAGGAAAUUAUUUAUUGUACUUUAUUUAUUUUUGUGAAAAUGAAGUAUCUGUUUUUACUUUGCAUUAUCUGUGAUUUAUUUAUAACAAUAUUGAGUUAUAAGCCAGUUUUUUUACUUCAUGGAAUCAUGACAGGAAGUGCUAGUAUGGAAAUAAUCAAAGGUCGGAUUGAGGAACAACACCCCGGUACAAUAAUUUACAACACUAAUCGAUUUUCUGGUUGGUCAAGUCUGGAAAACAUGUGGUAUCAAGUCCAGCAGCUUGGCCAAGAUCUCCUAAACGUUUCAAGUCAACAUCCUGAAGGGAUACACUUAUUAGGUUAUUCACAAGGGGCUCUCCUUUCACGAACAAUUCUACAAACAUUUAACAAUCACAAUGUUCAUAAUUUUAUCUCACUCAGUGGCCCCCAAGCCGGUCAGUAUGGAACGAAUUUUUUACAUUUGAUUUUCCCAGACUUGGCACUCAAAUCAGCUUUUGAAUUAUUUUACUCGAGGGUAGGCCAACACACCUCAGUCGGUAAUUACUGGAACGACCCUUACCACCAAACUUUAUACAAAGAAUAUUCCCAAUAUUUACCAUUCGUGAACAAUGAAAUUAUUUCAAACAGAAGUGAGGAGUUCAAGAAGGGAAUAACUAAACUUAACGCAAUGGUGCUGAUUGGGGGCCCUGAUGACAACGUGAUAACCCCCUGGGAGUCAAGUCAGUUUGGAUAUUUUGGCCAAAAUGAUACAGUGGUCAACUUAAUCGAUCGUGAUAUUUACAAGGAUGAUCUUAUUGGACUGAAGACUUUGGAUAAGGCUGGAAAAUUAAAAAUUAUCACUGUCCCUGGUGUUAACCAUUUUAUGUGGCAUCUCAAUACCUCAAUCGUCGACAAUUAUAUUUUACCAUACCUUGAUUAAGUCAACACCAAACUGUAGUCAACAAUUAAUAAAACCUGAAAACUA
Messenger RNA from Tribolium castaneum (red flour beetle), 1072 nucleotides. It is a transcript of the gene Ppt2, whose product is annotated as Palmitoyl-protein Thioesterase 2. The transcript has 5 exons. Gene Ontology annotation, molecular function: thiolester hydrolase activity. Gene Ontology annotation, cellular component: lysosome. The coding region runs from base 170 to 1027 and encodes 285 amino acids. The record is from RefSeq and is a predicted model, not a curated record. NCBI's taxonomy places the organism in Eukaryota, Metazoa, Arthropoda, Insecta, Coleoptera, Tenebrionidae.